Molecule: messenger RNA, 1032 nt
Organism: Hippoglossus stenolepis (Pacific halibut)
Lineage: Eukaryota; Metazoa; Chordata; Actinopteri; Pleuronectiformes; Pleuronectidae
Product: methyltransferase-like protein 22
Exons: 8
Coding region: 242-964 (240 amino acids)
Biological process (GO): protein methylation
Cellular component (GO): nucleus
Molecular function (GO): protein methyltransferase activity
Source: RefSeq, a predicted model, not a curated record
GGAGUGCACUGUUUUCAGUGACCAGUGACAGCAAUAGAGUCAUGGAGACAGCUGACUGUAGGAGGAGAGCUUCGUGCACAUGUCACUGUCACGUAGGAUAUUUAUAAAAAGGCUGCCGAUGGGUUGAGUGGGUCUAAGCUGGUCUGAGACGAGGUCGGCGGGAGAACUCUCUCGUAGCUUUCCGGGUACCCAGAAGCAGAUAGAUGGGGUGCUCUUCUAUUCUGACCACGAAUGAUCAGCUAUGGACCAGAUCACUUUUCAUCAUGAUACUGUGCUGUCAGAUAUUCACAUGCUCCUGCCUAAUGCACGCCACCUUAUGACACGCCUCAACCAUGUUGGCCAGCCUGUCUUCAUCUCCAACUUCAAGAUCUUGUUGAAUGAUGAGAGGCUUGACAACAAUGACCCAGGGAAAAGUUUAGAGCAGGAAAAAUGUGAUGACCCAAGGGAAGACUUGGAAAAAGACACAAAUGCCACCCAAGAAACGGUUGGAGAGGAAGGUGGGGAAGGAAAUGUGGAACUGUGCUUAGAUGAGGAUGGAGACCUUCACAUUACACAUCGACCGAGGAAAUACCCUGUCGAGGGUAGAGGCCGAGACUUGGUCUGCCCCAUCAUUCUCAAACAAUCUAACCCUCUACUUGAACAAGAAGAGGAAAAUACUGAUGAUACAGCUGAUAAGUGCUUCAAAGACAUCAUAAGGAUUGAGCACACUAUGGCAACCCCCCUGGAAGAUGUUGGCAAGCAGGUUUGGCGAGGGGCAUUCCUUUUGGCUGACUUCAUCCUCUCUCGCCGGUCAUGUUUAGAGGAGCUACAGUCCUUGAGCUUGGAGCGGAUUAGGGUUCUCCAGUGUUGUCAUGGCAACCACAGCCAAAACAGUGUACUGCACAGAUGUGGGAGAAGACCUUCUAAGCAUGUGCAAGAGAAAUGUGACAUUAAACAGACACAUGACGGAGCCUGCAGGUGGUGAAGUGAGAGUGAGGCAGUUGGAUUGGCUCCAGCAUUCCCUUUGUACAGGUAACACACCAACAUUUCCAA